AUAUCGGCUUGGCCCCAAACCGGCCCAAUUCGCUCGACGGCUCGAGUUGAGUAUCGCCUACCUUUUCCUGGUGAAGUUUUCGCGCCAAAAAAUACUGUGACUGGAAAGCAAGAGGAAUAACUGCCGAAGAAACCCUAAUUUUCUCCAAGACAUUCUAUGGCGCCCUCUGCGAUUCCUGAUUCUCCAUCUCCACCUACAGUAUCUGACAACGAAGAAAAUAAUCUUCAACAAUUCUUCGUUCUACACAAAGCAUUGCCUCGAAAAUCUAGUAGAAAAGUCUCUGGACCCGGAAAAACCAGAAGAAAGAUAGAUUUGUCUCCAGCAUCUCCUAAAUCAGAAGGGAAAUCAGGUGCCAACCACGUCGAAGAAGAAGAUGAUUGUUACUACGAACAGUUGCGUGUUGAAGCUUUCAAUGCGGUGUGGUCGGAGAUCGAAACAAAAAUAAAGGACGUUCUAAGGGAAAUUAAUAUCAGUGCAUUUGAUGAGGUACACCGAUGGGUUUGUGAAUGUUUCUCGACUAUUAAGUCCUCUGGAACACCUGAAGCAGUUCGUCCAUACCCUCUUGUCACUGAUAUCAAUUGCAAACAGAUUUUUACAGCCCUGGUGCUUACAAAGAACAUAGAAUUUGUUGAUGAUCUCUUGACAUUUGAAGAGCUUGGAUUGCAUUUGAAAUCUAAAGGAUGCCAUGUGGCUAAUCUUUCUUCAUUGGACUUUUCUGCCAAGAAUGGGAUUGGUGGAUGCCUCAGAAGUCUAUUGAGACAGUUAGUUAUGGUUUCCUUGGAUGCACCUGAUAUAGCUGUUUUAGCUUCAUGGUAUAGUGAACAAGAGAACUACAAUAAUCCCUCGGUUGUGAUAAUUGGGGAUAUGGAGCGAUGUAGUGGAUCUGUAUUAGCUGAGUUUAUCUUGAUGUUAAGGGAAUGGGUGGUUAAGAUUCCGAUUAUUUUAGUAAUGGGUGUUGCUACAACUAUUGAUGCCCCAAGAAACCUACUUCCAUCAAAUGCAUUGAAACAUUUGUGCCCUUUUAAGUUCAGUCUGGGAUCUCCAUAUGAGAGAAUGGAUGCAAUUGUUGAGGCUGUUCUGCUUAAAACUUGUUUUGGAUUUAAUGUUGGCCACAAAGUGGUCUUCUUCUUGAGAAACUACUUCCAAAGGCAGGAUGGAACAGUGACAUCUUUCAUUAAGGCCUUCAAGAUUGCAUGUGCUAAACAUUUUUCCACAGAGCCUCUAAGUUUCUUAUGCAGAGAUUUACUCAAUGAUGAUAGCGAGGGUUUCUGGAGUGAGAAAUGUGCUCUUUUGCCGGAAGUGAUGCUCAAGAAUGCUUUUAGUUUUCCAUCUUGUCAAAGGUGUAAAAUGACUGAAGGGACAAGCGAGAAUUUGGCUUCUGGUUUAUUUGAGUUGAAGAAAUUGCAGAAGAAUUGGAGUUCGGUGGUUCUUUGCUUACAUGAAGUUGGAAAGUUUCAGAAAAUGCAUCUAUUAGACAUAGUCUGUGAGGCACUUGAUCCAGCAACAUACAACAAAAAUGCUUCAGAUAAUCACUUGGGAAUAGGGAAUGGAUUUUCAAAGUCUUCUCCGUCAGAUUGUUGUUUGCAUGCUGGACAAUAUUCAGGGAAGAGUAAGGGAGGUAUUAUUAGUCAGGUAGUACGCAGGGUAAGGGAUCUUCCUGUGGCAUUGCUAUCUCAAUUGCUUAACAUUUGGAGAAAACACACCAAGGGAAUCUCUGAGAUCCAUGACAAAGUAAAAGAGCUUCAGUCUAUGUUGAAAUUUGAGGACAAUGGGAAGAGUCUGAAACAAGAUUCUAAAGACACACCCAAGAGGCCUUCAUCUCGGGGUACUAUGAAUAUGGAGGACAAAAAAACAGUUAAUGAGAAAUCUGCUACUUUGAUGGAGUACAUGAUUGUGAAUUAUCUGCAGCCAAUCGAGUGUAUACCUUUUCAUGAAAUUAUAUGUUUUAAGAAUGUUGAAUUGCUUCAAUCAGCUCUGAUUGGAGAUCCAAGAAGAACGGUUCAAGUUGAUCUUCUGAAGUCCCACAACUUUCUCCAAUGUAGUUGUUGCAGCAGGAGUGGGAAUGUCCUCUUACCAUCAAUGCACGAUACCUCUAUUAUGUAUACUUUGGCUCAAGAGCAUGGUGAUCUUAUUAACCUUCAUGACUGGUUCCAAUCUUUUAAAGAAAUUCUUCUUGGGCCAAGUACCAAAGGAAAACAUAAGAUGAAGCAAUCACCUCUAAGUAAGAAAAGAAAAGAUAGAGAUGAACCACAUGACAUUAGUGAGGCUUCAAUUCAAGCACGGUUCUGCAGGGCAGUAACAGAACUCCAGAUUACGGGGCUGCUUCGAAUGCCAAGCAAGAGACGUCCUGAUUAUGUUCAGAGGGUUGCCUUUGGACUAUAACAAGUGAAAGCAUUUUCAAGAGGGUUGCCUUUGGAAUAUAACUUUUAUUCAUGUUCAAUGUGGACAGGGUGUGUAGGCAUCGGAGGUAGCCAAAAAGUUCGUUUGCUGAAUGGAUGUCGCUUAUAAAAGAUAAUAUACACAGGUUAAAGAUCUUCCAUGUUCUAAGAGAAUGAUCUGCCAUCAGAUUAUCGUGGCUUUGAAGGAUUUCCACAAAUCAUAUAAUGAUCAAGUUGCACAAAAUGAUCUCUAUGAUUGUAUCCACCACUUGAUAAUCCUGAGAUCACCAAGUGAAAAAUCUAUUUGGCUAGACGGUUGUCAUUCCAAUGAGAAGACUAUUGGAUUAUCUAAUAUGUAAAAGUUUUCUGAUUUGUUCUUUUACAGUUGAACUAGUCUGUUGAAUUCUUUUUCUAUUUAUUUAUUUAUUUGAACAAAUUUAUUCAAUUAGUGU
This is a messenger RNA of Nelumbo nucifera (sacred lotus), 2830 nucleotides long. RefSeq names its product origin recognition complex subunit 3 (gene ORC3). Gene Ontology annotation, molecular function: DNA replication origin binding. Gene Ontology annotation, biological process: DNA replication; DNA replication initiation. Lineage: Eukaryota; Viridiplantae; Streptophyta; Magnoliopsida; Proteales; Nelumbonaceae. Gene Ontology annotation, cellular component: nuclear pre-replicative complex; nuclear origin of replication recognition complex; DNA replication preinitiation complex. The record is from RefSeq and is a predicted model, not a curated record.